AUGAGCAUUAAAUUGGAUCUGCACGCUUUAAGCGUAGACGAUAUUAUCGAGGAGUACAAGAUCCUGCACGAGGGCCAUCAGAAGCUGAAAACCCAGACCGAAAACGAUGCCCAGCGCAUAUACGAAUUAAAACGAAAUCUGGACACGGCGCUAGCGGCCGAGGCCUACUUGACCCAAGAACUCGAACAAUUGGGCUCGCAACCGCCGGAAGAUCGUCCCGGUGUAGAGGUGCAGGAGUUUGAAGAGCUGCGGCGUAAGUUCAGGAGCCUGCAAGUGGAUCACGACACUCUCCAGCAGGACUAUGACGCCAAAGCGGAGGAAGCGAGUGCUCUGCGAAACCAACUGGCGGCUGCGGAGCGUGGACUGGCGGCCAACUCGACGUCGAAAGAUACCCAUGAAGAAUGCCACCUUCGCUUCCAUGCCUUGGAGAACGAGAACUCUGAGCUGCUGCAGAAACUGGCGGAACAUGAAGAGUUCAGUGUGAAACACAUCUUGGAAGUGGCUGAAAAGGAUAAAACCAUUGAAUGUCUGCAGGAUCAGGUGAGCUGCCUGGAGCAGAACUUGCAGUGCAAGCGCAGCGAACUGGAGGAGAAGGAGCAGCAGCUGUAUGUCGCCCAGGAGGAGGUGGUGGAUGCCAAUGCCAAGAUCUUCCAGCUAACCAGUGCGCCCCAAACCAAUGAGCCCAAGGGAAACUCUCUGUUUGCGGAGGUGGACGACCAGCGGCAGGUGAUGAAGCAGCUGCUGGCUGCCCAGAAGAAGAGCUAUCUGGACAUGAAAAAGACCUUCACGGAGAGCGAGUUCGAGAUACGUCGCCUCAAGCGGGAGAACGUUGCCAUGCACAGAGAGCUACAGGCUUGCAGCACCAUCUUUUGCAGUGCCGACAAGACCUAUCAGAAUAAGCUCAACGAACGUAUUCGCCAGCUGAUGAGGCAGAACGAGACCCUGGAGCAGCAGCUGAAUGUGUCCCAGGAGCGGCUGCGCGAGGUGGCCAGCGAGAAGAACGUGACCUGGCUGGACUCCAUGCUGGAAUUCUGCAAACGCGAAACGGACGAGCAAAAGGCGCAACUGCAUAGCAUGCGCAUCCAAAAGGCCGCCCUGGACGAGCAGAUGCGCUCCGUGCAGAAGGAGAUGGCGCGUUGGCGAUUUGAGUCUCUGAAAUCUCGCUGCGUGCUGAUUGAUCGUGAAAAUCUGCUGACAGAGCACAAGAUUGCCUUCAAGCACGUCCAGGCUAUGGAGUUCAACAUCAAGGAGGCCGAACUGAAGGCCGCCUUACCACGCAUUGUCAGUGUGGCCACAGAAAGCCCAGCCCCUAGGAGACUAACGGAGACUGUAGUCAAGGAUGCUGAGGCGAAGGAGACCGAGGCUCAACCAGCCGAGCUUACAGGCUUACCGUGCGUCAAGCAGGAGACGGCUGCUUUACGUGAGGUACAGACACCCAUACAGUUGGUGCCCAAUCCUGAAUGCAAAGAGCUGGAGGUGACGAAGAACACGCCAGUCAUAUUAAAGGAAGAAGUUACUGAUAAAUCCCCGGCAAUAGAGACACUCAAGCCCGUCAAGAAGGGCACUCCAGUCAAGGCGCGUGCAGGAGGGAUAAAAGUCAAGUGCGAAGAGAAAUCCGUGGAAGCAGCCAAGCCGCUGAUGAAGGGAACUCCCAUCAAGAGUCGCCUCAAAACGGAAUGCGAAGAUCAAACACCGCAGAAAGAGUCCAGCGAAGAGGCGGAGGAUGAAGAUAAUGACCUAUCAAUUGACAAUGCAGUAAAACCAGUGAUGAAGGGCACUCCAAUCAAACCCCGUUUGGGCGUCAUCAAGGUUAAGUCCAAUGAAAUGUUAAUGGGCAAACAAGAGCCAGAACAAGAAAAAGCCAAGUCCAAAGGCCGGAAAGGAACUCCGCUGAAACAAAAGCAGCUCAUGGACCAGGAUUAUGACAGCGAUGUGGAGUACAUCGACUCUUCUACACCGAACAAAAUCGAGAUCGAAGACGGCACCAUGACCCCGGCCAAACCACUGCGUAAGGGAACACCCGUGAGGAGCAACGCGCAGCCAUCGGUACAGCCUGCCAUGCAGGGCACAACGAACAUAAAUGUACGCUCCAUUCUGACCAAAAAGCGAGAGAUAUUUGCCGAGGAUAGCCACAAGAUGGUCCAGUUCAGCGGCAGCUCACCUGUUGUACACAAUCUGAGUCCCGUGGAGCAGCAAAUGCCCGACGCCAAGGAGAAUGAGAAGCCGAAGACAGCUGGGGCUGGGGGCCAAGACAUUAAGCCGACGAUUAAGGGCCCGAACAUCAUCAGACGCAUUGUCAUCGGCUCCAGGCAGCCAAAGAAGUGACGGCAUCACAUUUAAUAAGAAACUUUAAUUAGACCUUACAUCUAGACACGAACUUAGUCAUUAGUUACACACCAAAACAAGCACAAAAAAAAACACAAGUAAGAAAGCAAGAGAAUAGAGCAGGGAAAUAUAAACGA
Drosophila persimilis is the source of this 2462-nucleotide messenger RNA. RefSeq names its product protein Spindly (gene Spindly). Bases 1 to 2325 code for a protein of 774 amino acids. Lineage: Eukaryota; Metazoa; Arthropoda; Insecta; Diptera; Drosophilidae. The record is from RefSeq and is a predicted model, not a curated record. The transcript is spliced from 6 exons.